CAACGCCCAUGCACGCAGUCGUCUCGUCGUGCGAGGAGCCCGAGAACGCGCGGCAGGUCGUCGACGCGCUGGCGAUGGCGUGCGCCAACCUCGACAUCAAGGACAACGAUGGCCACAGCAUCUUGGACGUGUGUGCCACUAAUGCGCUGCGCAAGCAGAUUGAAAAGGAAUUGCCUUCCGCGCCAACUUUCCGAUCCACUGCAUGGUCCGCAACGGCGACGAGGUGACGCUGCGGUCGUGGCUCGAGCACAUCAACGCCGAUGCGCUCGCAGCCGGGUCCGAGUGGAAGGGCCGGUACAGCCAAGGCGGCGUCUGGUCGGAUGCGAGCUUUACGGUCACAUGCUUUGUCGUGCCGGCCGAGAAGGAGUACGUCAAGUACCGCUUUGUCGGCGCCGGCACAGAUGCGAAUGGCCCGUACACGAUCUCGGGGUCAUGGCGCGACGACGACGGCAUCGAGAUGGUCAAGGCGUACUACAGCCAGCGCGUCGAGUACAACGGCAGCUUUGACCCGGACACGCGGCUCUUCACGGGGACGUAUGAGGCCGGCAACUCGGAAGGCCCGGUCGAGUUUCAACCGCCGCUUUGGCCAUGCAAGCAGUGCAAGGUGCUGAUGCCAGUCGAGAAUGCCGAAUGCGUCGAGUGUGCGGACGUGUCGCUCCAUGAAGAGAUCAAUGACGACUGGAUCGAAGACAAGCGGCUCGAGCUUGAAGAGUCCCUUGAGCGCAUCGCGGACGAGAUCAACAAGGAAGACGAAGAUGGCCGAACUGCCAUCAUGUGCGCGGCCAAGGAAGGCCACCCCAAGAUGCUCCAUAUUCUCUUGCCGUACUACAAGCGCGCCUGGCUAUCCAAGACGGACCACGAAGGGAAGACGGCGCUCGACCACGCGCUGAGCCGCAAGCUCGUGUGCAAGCGCAACGUGGAGAAGAAGACCAACGACGACACGUUCGAAUGCAUUGAGGUGCUCUGCAGCAUCGGCGGCCUCGUUGUGGACCCGCGCUCGAUCCCCAAGCGCAUGGCCUUUGAGAAGAAGCACCAAAAGUGCUUUGGCGACUGUGAAAAGACGGUCGAGGAAGUGAGCUUGCCGGCGCUCGCCCAAAACAGCAGCUGGGACGACAUUGAAGUGUAUUUAAAGGAGCCGCUCACGCCGAGCCUUCUGCACAAGCGCGACGAACACGGCAAGUCGAUUCUGCACCACAUUUGCGAGAACGGCAAGGCCGAGCUCUUUGCGCUGCUGCAGCGCCAGCCGCACUUUGACCGGGACCUCUGCACGAUGGACGGCGAGUUUCCGCUUUUACUUGCAGCCAACAAGUCCAACUUGAAGAUGGUCAAGUUGCUCCUGGACGCUGGCGCGGACCCGACCAAGAUGGUGACGCCCGCCCACACCGAUUACCAGAAUUUCCGCAAGAACCAGCUUGGACUCGUCGGCGAAGGCAAGUGCUUGACGUAUUUGCGCGCCAAGGCGGACCUCAAGAAGAAAUACCCGCUCUAUUACAUUGCGCGCGUCAAGACCUUGGCCGAGGCCGAAGAGCACAAGGCGGCCGAGCGGUCCGCGAUGCACGUGGCCGUGUUGCACAAGCUGCCGGUGCUCAUUGUGCAGGAGCUCAUCGACGAAGACCUCCAUGUCGUCCAUGCCAUGGACAAGAACAAGGAGUCGCCACUCUUUCUCGCGGCGCGGAUGGGCUUGGAAGACCACGUGGAUUGCCUCCUCCAGAACGACGCCGACGUCGACACGAUGAACCACGCGGGGCAGACGCCGCUCAUGGUGGCGGCGGUCGCGGGCCACGCCAAGAUCGUACAGCUCCUCCUCAACGGCCUUGCCGACAUUGACGUCGAAGACGACGACGGCAUGACAGUCCUCAAGCUGCUCGACCUGUGGCUCACAAAGAAUGUGCCCAAGGGCAAGGGCGUGACGAAGAAGGAGCAGAGCGCGUCGGCGCAAGCCAAGAUCAAGACGCUCAUUCUCAAGGAAGACCACGAGCGCGAGACGUCCGUGCAGUACCGCGAGAAGCUCGCGAGCUCGCUCGUGGACCUCAAUGUGGUUGACGCGUUCAAUGGCAACGGGUUUGCCAAGGCGAUCAACUGUUCGCCCGUGCUGGGACGCACGUUUCUCAAUGACUGCGUGACGAUGGACCGUCACUCGGUGCAUUUCACUAACAUGGGCGAGGUCUAUGGCGAGAAGGUCCGGAGCAGUGCGCUCUACUCGGUCCUCAACAUGAAGACGGACGACGAGGAUCUGAUUUACGAAGCGAAAACCGAGUGCCUCGAGCACGUGGUCAUGCGUCGCGUGCUUCAAAUCAAGUGGGAGCUCGUUGCGCAGCGCAAGUACCUCGAGAACCUCAUCAUGUACGGGCUCCUCCUCCUCACGAUGACGAUCUCGUCGAUCCUCUUCGACAAAGACUCGAUCAAAGCAGAAAAAACGAUCGUCAACCCGGUCGACUUGUGCCUCGUCGUUGGCGUCGUCGCCGUCGUGUUUGCUGCGACCGCCUUUGUCAUGGUGCAGUGGCUCCGCCCGCGCGCACUCUGGCGGCUAGCGCGCUUCAUGUACGACGGCAGCCUCGCGUUCGAACCGACGCUUGCGAUUCCGGACCUGCCGAGCUACAAGGAGACGGCCAAGAAGCGUCUUUUCGCCAUGACGCUUGUGCUCACGGGAGGCUUUUCGAUGCUGGCGUUGGCGACGGUUCUCGUGCUCGAUCUCAAGUCGUUCUUUCCAUUCUUCAACAACUGCGUGCUCGCCGCGUCGUCGCUCUACUUUAUCUUGACCGAAGCCCAAGAGUUCAAGGCGUCGGGCGUCGCGUACUUUGGCGACUUGACCAACUGCGCGCAGCUCUUUGUAUACCUCACCAUUGUCGCGUUCUACGUCCCGAUGAAGCUUGGUAUCUUUGGCGCGAUGGCACUCCCGAUCCCGAUCGGCUUUGGCGGCUUCCUCACGAUCUUCCUCUGGCUGCUCUCGAUCCAGUUCCUCGAGGUCGUCCCGACCGCCAGCUACCUCUUGCCGAUGAUCUCGAACCUCAUGGGCGACAUUUGGAACUUCUUCAUCCUCCUCGCGGUCUUCCAAGUCGGCAUCACGAUCACGUACUACCAGAUCUUCACCGGCCGCGACGACGAUGCGUUCGGGAGCCUCGCGCAGUCGUUCUACACGACGUACUUUAUUCUCUUUGGGAACCUGCCGACCGACUCGCUCGGGUCGUUUACGAGCUUUGAGAAGAGCGGCGAGCACUUUCUGUACCUCUUCACGGUCUUUUUGAUGAUGUUCCACGCGGCCGCGGUCGCGAUCAUCCUCAUGAACCUCCUCAUGGCCUCGAUGAACAAGACGGUCGACGGCGGCCUCGAGCGCGCGCACACGGAGGCGCUCGCAAGCUAUGCGCAGGCCAUUUUGCGCCUGGAGCUCAGCAUGAACUACAGCACGGAAGAAAACGUCGUGCUCAUGCACCUUGCACCCAACGCGCUCAACCCGAUCUUUACCGAGCCCGUCCAGAAGGCGCUCCUCAAGGUCACUUUGGAGCAAGAAGAGAUGAUCCAGAACCACAUUGACGCGACCGAGUCGUGGAAGGCCAAGGCCAACGAGCUGGAGACGGCCGUGCUCACAGCGUUCGACGUCUUCUUGCACGGCAUUGCGCACGUCGAGCACUUUACAAAGCUGCCGGCCAAGACGAUCUUGGCGAACGAGCUCCAGCAUGCGGGGAUCGCCCGGGCCAAGCUCGUACGCCACUUUGAAGAGGCGGCCAAGUGCCGCGGCCAGCAAGACCGUGUCGCGCUACUGCACAAGUACCAAAAGAUCGUGCGCAAGACCUUGUCGGACAUGGACAAGGCGCUCCACGACGUCUGGACGCCCGAUGUGGACGAGCCCACGCACCUCCGCUGCGUGCUGGCGUACCAGCUCGCGCACCAAGCUGACUUGCACGACGACAUUAUGGCGACGAGCACGGCGAUCGCGACCAUCUUUGACGACGCCAUUCGUGAAGCGACCGCGGACAAGCAGGAGGAGCCCAAGGCCAGUGACCUCCUCGCGUGUUUGAGCCAAGUGGACGCCAAGGGUGGCGCCGCCGCCGAUCAAAUCGACGAGAUGCGCCGCAAGCUCGAGGAGCUCAUGGUGAUGAUGGCUGCGAUCAAGCCGUCGGCGGGCUAGACACUGCACCAAACGAUUUUGAAUAUACACAUCUUGCCUGGGAA
Molecule: messenger RNA, 4170 nt
Organism: Saprolegnia parasitica CBS 223.65
Lineage: Eukaryota; Oomycota; Saprolegniomycetes; Saprolegniales; Saprolegniaceae
Exons: 10
Coding region: 203-4126 (1307 amino acids)
Biological process (GO): calcium ion import across plasma membrane
Cellular component (GO): membrane
Molecular function (GO): protein binding; monoatomic ion channel activity
Source: RefSeq, a predicted model, not a curated record